This is a messenger RNA of Nelumbo nucifera (sacred lotus), 2811 nucleotides long. NCBI's taxonomy places the organism in Eukaryota, Viridiplantae, Streptophyta, Magnoliopsida, Proteales, Nelumbonaceae. The record is from RefSeq and is a predicted model, not a curated record.
ACAAUGAUCCUAACAGAUGUCAAAGGGUGGAAUACAGCUGUCAUGCCUUCAAUCACGUGACUUUUUAAUACUAUAUAUAUUCUUUUACUUCAAGAAUUUGCUUCUUUGGUUGGGCUUCAAAGUUCAAACCUCUCAGGGAUUUUUUGGGUAGAAGGCACCUCUCAGUUUGAGUAAUUAGGUAUGAACACUGGUUCAUUUCCCAUUAGUCUUUUCCUUUAAAGAUGGAAAGGGUUUCUUCCUGUGUUGCUUAUAAGAAUGUGGAUUUCAGAGCCUAACAAUUAGGACCAGUGUGUGCAUUUCCUUAGAGCUCAGAGAGGGUCUGAAACAUGGGUUUGAGUCUGUUAGCGACCAUUGUGUGCAAAAGUGCUGGAGUCUAGCUGUCUAGGUUUGUAUGCAAUCCCUCCCUCCAAAGUCUCCAAAUAAUGUCACGACCAGCGUUAGGUUUCAAGAUGAGUGUUACACAUUUCAUAGAUUUAUGUAGUGAUGAUGAGAUAGGAGAGGCAGUUGUGAAGGUUGAAAAACCCGACUUAGCCCCAGCCACAGUUACAGUGCAACAAAGUGAGUACAGUAAAGCCGAACAGGUCCAACAGCAAAGCUCUGAAAUCCUUAAUACAAGGCAAGAAUCUGAAGAGAGCAGAAAUUCUAAUCCUUUAAAUACUGGCCAAAGUGAUUCUGUUAUAUUGGAUGAAGGGGGUUCUCUGCUUGAUGUGUCAAGUCUUUCCUCUACACCACCUGGAUGCUCUGCACCACUCUGUCGGCAAUUCUGGAAGGCUGGGGAGUAUGAUGUCAGACAGGCUUCGAGAGUUUUACUUCAGGAUGGGAAAAAUCAUGUACAUGUUCAUCCAAAGUUUCUUCACUCAAAUGCUACUUCACAUAAAUGGUCAUUUGGAGCCAUUGCCGAACUGCUUGACAAUGCAGUGGAUGAGAUACAAAGUGGGGCCACCUUUGUCAUCAUUGAUAAAACCUCAAAUCCAAGAGACGGGUCUCCAGCUUUGCUAAUUCAAGAUGAUGGUGGAGGAAUGGACCCAGAUGCCAUGCGUCGCUGUAUGAGCUUUGGUUUUUCAGAUAAGAAAUCAAAGUCUGCUAUUGGGCAGUAUGGAAAUGGCUUCAAGACAAGCACUAUGAGACUUGGAGCAGAUGUUAUUGUCUUCAGCCGUCAUAUGGGCAAGAGGACGUUGACUCAGAGUGUUGGACUCCUUUCUUAUAGCUUUUUGAGACAAACAGGUCAUGAUAGAAUAGUUGUACCAAUGGUGGAUUAUGAGUUCAACAUAUCAACUGGCACGUUUGGAACCUUUUUACGCUAUAGCAAAGAGCAUUUCUUGUCUAAUCUGUCCAUGCUAUUGAAGUGGUCUCCGUAUGCAACAGAAUCAGAUCUGCUUAAGCAAUUUGAUGACAUUGGACAUCAUGGAACAAAAGUUAUUGUUUACAAUCUAUGGCUCAAUAAUGAUGGGGAAAUGGAGCUUGAUUUUGAAUCUAAUAAUGAGGAUAUUCUAAUCAUUGGUGCUGACCAAAUAGUUAAGACUGGUCAUCACUCAAAGAUACCAAGUGAACAGCAUAUUGCUAAUCGCUUCCGUCAUUCUCUUCGUGCAUAUUCAUCCAUCUUGUACCUUCGGAUUCCUCAACAUUUUAGAAUAGUAUUGCGUGGACGAGUUGUUGAGCAUCACAAUAUUGCCAAUGAUCUCAAAUUUCCUGAAUACAUCAUGUACAAGCCUCAAACAGGUGGAAAUAUGGAGGCCAUAGUUGUCACGACAAUAGGAUUUCUGAAAGAGGCUCCCCAAGUGAAUAUCCAUGGCUUCAACAUAUACCACAAGAAUCGUCUUAUAUUGCCAUUUUGGCGUGUAGUUCGUCAAACUGGUGGUAGUAGAGGCAGAGGUGUUGUUGGCAUAUUGGAGGCAAAUUUUAUCGAGCCAACUCAUGAUAAACAAGAUUUUGAGAAGACCACACUUUUCCAGAAGCUUGAAACACGCUUGAAGGAAAUGACAUUUGAGUAUUGGGAUUUUCAUUGUGAGUUGAUUGGGUAUCACCGAACUAAGAAAUCUCCAGCUACACCAGUGCCUCCCCAGGAGUUGCCUCUUUCUGGAACGUAUGGUGGUCCACAAUCUGUUAUGUUGAACCAGAGGUCUUAUGCAGUUCACAGUCCAAGAGUAGCUUCUUCAGGAAGAAGAACCCUUCAAAAUCUUGCAGCAACUCCAACCCAAGUAUCAGUAGGCACAUCAAGGGAAUCUAUUAGCAACAAUCAAACCAGCACCCAACAUGGGUUAGUCAUGAAAAGGAAAGAACAUGAUCAUACAAUAGAACCAGAAAGGAUGAAAAGGCAGAUAAGCACAGGGGCAAAUGAGAAUGAUGCUGCAAUCAGAACACAGCCCCAGGAUCAUAUCGAUAACCAAUUGCAAGAUCCAGAAGUCAUAAGCCUUCUGCAAGAAAACAAGAAGCUCCAUGCACAGUGCGAGGAAUAUGAGAAGAUGCAACAACAACUUAAUCUCAAGGUACAGCGGCUUAGAAGCGAGCUUGAAGAGGUUCAACGUGAGUAUGCAAGGCUGUUGGCUGAAUCACAAGAGAUGGACGCUAUCAAGGUGGAGAAAUUGUAAAUGACUAAAUGGGUGGAUUUUUCCUUUUUUCUUCCUCCAAGAAUUCCAUUUCUCGAGAUUGGAGUUGUGUAUAGAUCAAAAUAUGAGAAAAUUAUCACCCUUAAGGGUGUGGUAUACUAGGGUUGCUGUGUCCAGGAGUCUGUACAUGUACCGUUACAUUAUUACCAAAUUUGCCCUUUUGUAAAUGAUAGAAAGGGUGAAAAAGAAUUUUGCUUUGCUGAUA